CGGCUCCCUGCGCGCCUGGCGUCAAUUUUGAUGACCUCCGCCGUCACUUCACCCGGAGGAGAAGAGCAGACAGCCCUUGCACAGCACAGCUAGGCCGCACCCAUCUCUUUCUUCAUACUCUGUCCAGCCAGCCACAGCUCUCGCACUCCUCUGCCGCUAUAAAAUCGAGAGCCUCCCGAGCGAGCGAGCCACUCUCUCUAUCUACUUGGUUUUGCUCCUCUCGAAUCGCGGCAAGGCAAUCAACCGAGGAAGGAGGCCGGGGGAGCGGCAUGGACUGCGGCGGUGAGGAGCAGGCGAGGCAGAACGGCCAUGGCGGCGACCCGGCGGAGUGGAAGAAGGUGGCCGAGCUCCGGGCCGUGGUGGAGGCGCAGGACCCCGCAGCCAAGGAGGAAGACGACUUCAUGCUACGGCGGUUCUUGCGUGCCCGGGAGCAAAACAUCAACAAGGCAUCGUCGAUGUUCCUCAAGUACCUGAGUUGGAAGGGCACCGCCAAGCCGCAUGGCUCCAUCACCGAGGCCGAGGUGCGCGGCGAGCUCGUGCAGGACAAGCUCUACGUGCAGGGCUUCGACAAGGUGGGGCGCCCCAUGAUCUACCUCUUCGGCAACCGGCACUUCGCCGCCAAGCGCGACCUCGAGGAGUUCAAGCGCUAUGUCGUCUACAUCCUCGACAACACCUGCACCAAGUUGCCGGCGGGGCAGGAGAAGUUCGCGUCGGUGGUGGACCUCAAGGGGUGGGGGUAUGCCAACUGCGACAUUCGAGCGAAGCUGGCGGCUUUGGAGAUCAUGCAGAACUACUACCCGGAGCGGCUGGGACGGGUGUUCCUGAUCCACGUGCCAUACGUGUUCAUGGCCGCGUGGAAGAUGGUGUACCCCUUCAUCGACGACAACACCAAGAGAAAGUUUGUCUUUGUAGCUGACAAGGACCUCGACGCCACGCUUCGGGACGCCAUCGACGUGUCCCAGCUGCCUGAACAAUACGGUGGCAAGCUCAGACUUGAGGGAUACAAGAGCUCAUCAUCACCACCAUCAUGAUUUAUUUUUUUGAAGGGUGUCCAAUUGUGUCGGAGUAUUACUGGUCGCUGCAAGUGGGCUGUUGCAGCAAACAAUCUCCAGCGCGCUAAAAAUGUUAUUUUGACGUUGAAUAUAUUUUUUUAGCGCGCAUCUAUUGAAAUUGCUUGAAACAAGUUGUUGAACGUCUGUGUUUUAGACUCGCGUCAUGAAAAAUAACUAUAUACAUAUAAGUUAUUGGAGAUGCUCUAA
Molecule: messenger RNA, 1259 nt
Organism: Hordeum vulgare subsp. vulgare (domesticated barley)
Lineage: Eukaryota; Viridiplantae; Streptophyta; Magnoliopsida; Poales; Poaceae
Product: phosphatidylinositol transfer protein 3-like
Exons: 3
Coding region: 270-1031 (253 amino acids)
Source: RefSeq, a predicted model, not a curated record